CACCUGACCUUGAAAGAUGUUCAACACCAUAGCGGCACACGCGGUGUCGGCGAUCUUUCUCGGCACCAUCGGAUACUUUACCUACAGUUGUAUCGGUUGCUUUUACUUAGCACUGACCGGGCUUGGUUUUUUCUUCUACAUUGUUUAUUUAUUAGGUAAUUAUGUGGACAAUGCUUUACCAAGAUUUAGAGUUACAGCCACAAACAAAGCCGUUUUUAUCACAGGUUGUGAUAAGGGCUUCGGAAGAAUGCUGGCGAGGAGACUGGACAGCAUGGGGUACAAAGUGUUUGCCGGAUGCCUGGACCCGGACGGAGAAGAGGCGAAGAAGCUGAAGGACACCAUCUCCAGUCACCUGGAGGUCAUCCCUCUGGAUGUCACGAAGAUUAGCAGCAUCCAAAAUGCCCUGAAGACUGUCGAAAAUAAGCUUGGAAAUUAUGAAUUCUGGGCCGUCGUGAAUAAUGCCGGUGUCAUUGAGCGCGGAGAGCUGGAGUGGACACCUUUAGAGUUGUAUCGGCAGCAGUUCGAAGUGAACACUUUCGGAGUGGUCAGUGUCACCCAGGCUUUUCUGCCUCUUCUGCGGAAAUUCAAAGGAAGAGUCGUCACUAUGGUCAGCGUUGGUGGUCGUCACACUUUCUCCGGGUUCGUGCCUUACUGCAUGAGCAAGCAUGCAGUGACAUCCUUCUGCGACGGCCUGAGACUGGAGAUGAAGAAGUUUGGCGUCAAAGUGGUCACAGUGGAGCCCUUCUCUUAUCAAACUGACAUGACGGAAAUGAAAACUGUUCUGAAAAGCAUCGAGAAUACUUGGGAAAAAUGCUCCACCCAGCUGAAGAACGAUGUCUACGAUGCAGAUUACAUGAAAGCUUUUAGCGACUGCGUUCGCAAAUUCAACGAAUCCACGGCUCUGCCGCACAUAGAGCGAGUCAUCGAUCUGCUCGUCGAAGCUGUGUGUGCGAUCAGUCCUCACUACUCCUACGUUCCCGGGAACACGGAGAGUCUGCUGAAUCUGUGGUUGUCGAAGAGGGCGCCCAAGACCCUCGUGGACUAUUUCGUGAGAAAAAAGGUGACUUUCGAUUGCGAUUUGGAGGAGCAUUUAAAAGAAAAGGAAAUCAAAAAGAAGAAUUCAUAGAUAAGAGUUUAUAUCAUCAGCAAUAUUUAUGUAUAAAAAACGUUUUAAGAAAGCAUUAACAAUACCUUUUCAGUUCAAGUCUUAUGAAAGAAGGUGCUUGCAUGUAUCUGUAAUGCUUAGAGAAAUCGAUCACUCUUACAAACAAGGAAUUUGGUGCACAAAUAGUUGUAACUAGCCGCCAUGGGCGACCCGUUUGUUCGCCCAAACGAUUAACUUUUUAAGCUAUUAAAUGAUUAAUAUGGUCAGUGCUUUAUGUGAUGCGACUUGAAAGGAAGAUAUGAACAUAAGUUUUCACAGGCAAGUCAUAAUGAUUAUUUAUACGGUGGCUGUUGUGCUUACUUUUGAGCUCGAUUAAACUUACUAUCUGAAGCCAAUUUCUUGAUUUCUUUUAUAUCUGGUGGCACAACCAACCAUAUCCAUGACAUUUCUAAUAAUAUUUGAGAUCAUUUAAUGAAGCGAUACAUUUAAUGCCGUUGUAAAAAACAUUCAAUGAAGCAGUCUGAAAAACGAAUGUUAUUUUUAUUGUUGCCAUUCGACAAUCUAUACUUAUAUAAAGCUCAAUAUGUGUGUGUGUGUGUGUGUGUGU
Argiope bruennichi is the source of this 1712-nucleotide messenger RNA. Its product is annotated as retinol dehydrogenase 7-like. The transcript is spliced from 5 exons. NCBI's taxonomy places the organism in Eukaryota, Metazoa, Arthropoda, Arachnida, Araneae, Araneidae. Gene Ontology annotation, molecular function: oxidoreductase activity. The record is from RefSeq and is a predicted model, not a curated record. The coding region runs from base 17 to 1126 and encodes 369 amino acids.